CGUUGUCAUGCGAGGGAGAAUACAUUGACUACAGGUUUAUUGACUCAAGCAGAAAGCACAGGGACACCGACAUGUUGAACAGCUUGGACAUGUCAUGUGACCAGUGAUACAGUGGUGAUCCAUGAACAAUCGGAAUAUCUCGGUUACGCGGUGAAUGUAGGAAGGAGGUCGAACAGCCAGGGCAUGUGUGGGUAAAAUGGUUCUGUGAGGACAGUUAGUGACAGUGGCCCAUUGACAAGGUAGAUUGUGUUAUCUCAUCAUGAGGGAUUUGUCUCACACAUGUUCAGCCAUGGAAGAGACCACUGAAAGGAAUGGCUUCACUCCUAUUAAACUACCUCCUAGUUCCGGCCCAAGACCACAUCGUUGUGAUGUCUGUCAGCGUUCCUUCCGAGAGGUCGCCACCUUGAGGAAACAUGAACAACUUCACCGAGCUGACAGACCCUACGUGUGUUCGACAUGCGGCAAGUCCUUUCUGUGGUCCUCCAAUCUCAAGGUGCAUGAACGAGUUCAUACGGGUGAACGGCCAUACAAGUGCAAAAUCUGCCAUCGUUGCUUCACACAGUCAAAUGAUCUGCGUCGCCAUGAGCGCAAUGUCCACAUGCGUGGCAAGCUUUACGGGUAUAAAAGCGCUGGCAGACCAAACAGUCAUGUUAACCUUGCUGCCUACCAAGCUUUCGCUCUCCAACAGAGGGCGCUUUUACAGCAAGCACUGACAUAUGAGAGCUUCAUGCAGAAUGCGGCUGCUGCAUCUCAUGUAAACUCCUUCCAUCCUCAUCCUCAGCAAGUGAUGGUACAGAAACCGCAUGAAACAAUGUCUACCUCAGUCCCUAAUCACAACCCCAAGGAAUCUACCUCUGUGAGCCCAAUCAAGUUGGAGCAAGUAACACCUCCCUCGACUCCAAGCGAGACGGAUCCGGAAACACGAAACGGCCUGGAAAAGCGCUCCCUGUCCACAACCUCCCCACACACCUCGGACAGCCUUCAAAGCCCACUACCUUCCAGCUACACACCUCUGUCUGCUGGUUCUGCAGGUAUGAUACAGUCACCUCCCCUACUUAUGGCUUCAUCUGCACCUCCAAUGACAUACGGGAAAGAGGAAUACAGUAAGAAUUGCUAUUCUCCCUCGGUUCUGCAAGCUCGCAGAGCAAGCGAAAAUGGUUAUUCUCCGUACCACUAUGGAAACGGCAACCUGUCACCUCAUGGCUAUGUGGCUAACCAACACAAUCUACCUCAGGCCCAUGGUCACAUCACAACCUCAGAGAGCAGUCCGUCACAGCAAGAAGACAAGACGUCUUCCUGUGACAAGGUAAUGGACCUCAGCAUGGGGAGCAAGAACAGCAGCGAGAACCACGAAUCGGACCUGGAUGAUGUAGAGUUGAAGGCCAGUAAUGGAGAACACAUGCCACCGCCGAAGACUCCCAGCGUGGAGUCGGAGUGUGACGGGAAGCGGGAUGUGACAACUACCUCAGCGAGCCCGAUGGCCGACUCAGGGAUCCACCACUGUGAGCACUGCAACAUAUUCUUCUAUGACUUCACGAUGUACCAUCUGCAUCAGAGUCUGCACUCCCCAUACGAAGAGCAUCCCUUCUGCUGCCCGUCCUGCCAGAAGCGUUGCCAGGACCGGAUUGAGUUCAUGUUCCACAUUGUAUGGCAUGUCAAGUACCCAAACACCAUCCCAAACUAUCAGCCCUUCAAGGAGAGUUACCUCACUUCGUGAGAAGCCCUCUGCAACAAGUGGCUGGUCGUGCAAGAUGGGACGUAAAAGCAGGAAAGUCUUACUUUGAGUGUGCAACGGAGCUAACUCACAUGGCACGACUAGGGACAAAUGACAGGCAUAAUUGUGUUUGCAUGAUGGAAAGGAAAAUAUGGUGCAUUUAUUAUACAAAAUUUUCUUCGAACUGUCAUAUUAGAUGUUAUUCUUUCUGUCCGUUUUGUUAUGCUAGUCAUAGUAACAAUAACUUGCCAUGUCUAAUUACUAUGAAUUCUAUUAAUUGAAGAGUUCCUUGUUCAAGGGAGACAAUCAUGUAUUGGUUGAACUUGUAUUUUUAAGGAGAUGUAACCGAAAAUGCAAAACAUAGGUGUUUGGUUGCAAGAUUACAGUGAUAAAACAUGGGAGCGGUGUCCCUUUUGUACAUGUUUUGGUGUGCCAUUAGAAAUUUGUUUACACUAUGGAGUGAGAUUUCAUGAAUUUUGUGGUUCCGGUGUCUUGUUUACGGAGAAGUAAAAAUUAUCUGAGAUGGUUGUCUUUAAAGUUAGUUGUACUAGCAACUACCGGUGAGAGAAUACUUGACACUGAGCUUUUGGGUUGAGAUUCAUAAUGAUGGAAGUUUUAGUAUCCCCCAUUUUAUUGUGUCUUGUCAGUUUCUUGUUUUCCGAAUGAAUCCAUUUUGUUUUGUGUUUUGUUUUACAUUCUCUGCCUUUUAGCCAGGGACGUACAUUACUAAAAUUUCACGAUAUUUCCUUGACCCUGUCAUGAACAGUGAGUACCUCAGUGUAACGAUUUUCCUGCAUUUGAAGCUACCUCAAAGAUGUUUUAGGAAUUUUGUUAUUUAAAAAGUUUAAUCAUGAAUGAAGUACGGGUACUCAUAACUAUCAGAAGUUGAUAUGCUCAUUCUUCAGUGGAUGCACUGGGAACAGUGGUCUACCCCUGUACAAAGCUUUCAAAAGUCAGCUGUUUUAGUUUCUUAACGAUAUUAACACCACAUAUUUUCUUUUGUUUAUUGCAUCUUGUUUUUCAACAAAUUGAAUAUUUUAUAUGAACUGAGGAAAGGUUUAAUUUUUUCCUAUUAUUCAUUAUUAUUCUAUUUCUUUUUAAGAAAUACAUUCUUACAUGGUGUGGUUGUUUGUUCAUAACAUUCAAAAUGAAUUAUACUAUCUUAAAAUUCCUGGUAGGCUAUUUCCACUUUUAUUGAGCUAUGUUUCUGAUUGUCAGCUUAAAGCCAUGUCAUAGGCAACAGUAAGUAUGUGGUUACAGUCUAUGAAUAUAUUCACAAUAACCAUUCAUACUUUCAGGGUUGAAACAGUAUGGAAGCAAAUGUUAUUUUUGGAUGGUUGAAUAAUCAAGAUUGGUUAAAUUCUAAAUUUACAUACGAAUAUGUAUAUUUACUUUUUAAAGUAUUCGUUGAUGAAGAUAAUGUUCUUUUAUUAAAAAAUAUAAAAACCUUGCUACUUUAUGUGCCAUUGUAUAAAAUAAAACCCAUUUUGGUGCUUAUACCAGUUUACUGGUAUUUCAAACAAACCAUCCUAGAAAACAGUUUUGUGAAAUACUGUCCUUCCUUUGAUUGAAAUGUUCUCAGUUGUUGAUAAUUCCUUACCGUUCCAUUAUAUCCCUAAGCUCAUGAUCCUAUUCAUUAUCUCAUACAAAUAAACAUUCUGAACAGGGCUUGUGUUCAAGCCAUGCACUUCAGGGAGUUUCAAAGCAAGCAUAACAUACUCUCAGUGAGAUUCAGGUUACCUCUGUCCUUGUGUGAAUGAAGAACUACUACAUCUACAAACUAAUUAUCACCUGGAAGUAAUUUCCCCAAGAUCUCUUGCAUAUUUGCUAACUAGUAAUACCUGUACUUGUCAUCCAUGUUAAUUCCAGACUGAUGUAUGGCUGGAUGUGUCGUCAUAAAAAAGCAGGAAACUGUAGCAACAGGAAUUUGGCCCCCAAAUAAUAAAAGGCCAGGCAGUUUGUUGAACUUGUUUUUCUGAUUUUUCAUCUUUUGAAUUAAAGUGACAAAGUUCCCAAAACAAUUUAAGUGCUGGCUUCCAUUUGCUGUCCAUUAAAGAUGAUAGCAAUGAUAUUUUAUUUUCUUGAUUAAGCUAACAUGUUCAUUUUAUUCUUAUAUUUAAUUUUGAAAUAAUGGAUGUUAAAUUCAAUUAUUCUAAGUAACAAGUACAAAUUGUCUGGCCUUUUAAUAGUUAAUGAUGUUGGAGUACAACUUACCUCAUUAUUAAAAUACUGUUAACCUAAUAUGCAAAAUCUCACAUUUUUGACACACCAAGAAUCAAUUUAUACACCAUGUGAAAUUUGUAAUCUAAGACAUAUUUAAUGUUUUCAUUCUUUAAGAGGAUGUAAUCAAAAUUAUGAUUAUGGAAUAGCUGUGUGAAAUAAGUUGCUAUUUAACAUCAGGAAUUAUGUAGCAUCUGCUGUAAGACUGUUAUGUUGUCAAGGUAACUUGGCUCACCUGAUGUGAUCGAGUGAGCAUGUGCCGGCAUCUCUCGUCAUUACCCACAAUGCACUGUUCUUAUUCUUGAUCUUCCUAUGUACCAAUAUUUUAUCGUUGAUGAAAUGCUUGCAACUUCAUAUACAGGUUAGGUUAAUGGAAAAUAUUAGCAGAAUGUUGCAGGUAUGAAUCAAUUGAGGCAAAUGUCUAAUGUACUUUUGAACAUACAAAUAUUAUUUUAUGAUUAAUACAUUGACUUCAUCUUGUCUUCGAUCUGGCAUAAGCUAAGGAUAGUCCAUCUUCAAUUACCUGAUCUUCAUAGGUUUGUUUGUAGUUACAUUUUAUGGAACCUAAUAAUUUAAUUUAUUUUUCUUUUCAACGUAAAUUUGAAUAAAAGUAUCAUAUAAUAUAUAUUGGGUAUUUUAAUGAUAAAUAAAACUUGAUGAAAUUCUCAUGGAAGUAGAAGUAGUACUUUUAAUGGAAAUACUUAUCGCAGUCUCAUGUGUUGAGACUUUAAUGCAUUUCAAGUUUUCAUACGUAAAUAACCUGGUUCAGGUUUUCAUUUUGACUAUGAAUUUUGAGGUGAGCUUCAUAACCUUAAGCAAGAUAAGUGUAUUUGAUUGUUACCCAGACUGUCAUACCUCAAAUUUAUAGGUAAUAUAUUAAUAUAACUUAUUUUUAAAAUGUUUUCUUUUUUUCUUAUUUGUGAAGUCCUCAGGAAUAUACCAUUCAUCAUUGAGCUCAGGAUCAUGAAACUUAAUUCCUUUAAGGGUGCAGGGCUGCCAACAAUUCAGGGAGAAUCACAACAUAGCUUUAUGAGAGUAUUUUGUGUCAUAUUUUCAACAACAUUAAUUGAAAUGAUUUCAUAAUGACAUAUAUUAAUAUGGUUGUCUUCAGUGAUAGGAAGCCUGUAGUGAUUGUUGAAAUUCAGGAAUAUUAUGCGGUUUAGUUUUCAAAUGCUAUUUAAUCAAAUAUUUGUGCUAAAAAUUAAAUAUUUAAAUUUUGUGAAAUUUUCAACUUCUUUUUUAAUUGUAAUGAGUAUAACAGUACUAAUUUUCUUACUCAAGAUCUAUUAUAGAGUAGAAACAUUGAUAUUAAGAUUUGUUUUCAAAUGAGAAUGUGGGCUUACUUUUAAAUUGAUGUUGAUGUUUAUUGUUAACGUUUUAAACAUUGGUGUCAUGAUGUUAUAGAAACAAUCUUUAUUCAAAUUCUUUACUAUACAAUAGAGUAAGUUUAUCUGUCAAUUAAUUUGAAGUGUGUUCUUAACUACCUCAAUUUCCUCAUCAAAUUACCAUGAAAAGUGUUUAAUUUCUUUGAAUUUCAUGAAGAGUAGCACUGUCCUGUUCCAUGUUUGAUGUUAUUUGUAGGUGUGUCCUAUUCAUAACAAGCAUAGUUGACAGAUAUUUCAAUAUCUUAAGUUGGGCCUAUCCCCAAGUGGAGAGUGGUAGCGCUGUUUGAUCUCAGUGUAACCCUGUUCCUCUGUGUUCUAUCUUUCUGUGGAUAUAGAGUAAGGUGUUUGUACAUAUCCUGACCUUUCUCCAACACAUGGACGAAAGAAACUUGACCUACCUCAGAAAAUUUCAAAUGAAUUUCAGGUAUUUUCUUUCCUUUGUUUAUGUCUGUAGAUGAAUCUAGUAUAUUGCAUCUCUUCUAGAGCAUAUGUGCUUUUAGUGUUGAAGAGAAAUGCUUGUGAAUAUAUGCUGAUUGUUUGUAUUUCAGUUUAACUGAACUCCAUGGUAACGAUUUAGAGUUGAUUGUAGUUUUCGUAAAGGAUAAUGAAGAUAAUUCUCACUUACCUGUGUAAGUGUCUUUAAGUAUAUAAUUUAGACAUUUUGAUAAUAAAUCCAUCCAUCUGAAAUCGUGCUCAUUUCUGUUCAGGAUGGUGCCACUUUCUCUGUUUUGAAGAGAGAGUUAUAAUUAUAAGCUGCAGUUACCAUGGAUACAUAGUUGCUGAUUGACCAACAUUUUAGUGUUUGCAUCAUGCAUAGUGCUGUAUAAUAUACGCUACUUACCUUCUGUUUGACAUUUCAACUUGCAUUUUGUGGAAACACCCAAAAAAAUAUUUGAACACGUGUCUAUCUCUAUGUGUAUACCUGAACUGUUUUGUGCUGUAGAGUUGUAACAUUGUAGUUUGUGCUAUCUUGCUCAAUGAUACCGUGAUGCAAAUAGCAUAAGAUUUUGGAGGAUUCUCCAAGUUUUAUUUACCAUUGUACUGUUUGACUAUUUUCUUUGUUGUACAACUUGUAACUGAAAUGUCAAGUUAGGUUCACUGGCCGGUCAAAUCUAACUAACAGCCAUAUUAUAAAAUUACCACAUUUUGUUAAACUGCUUCUCGCACAGUGAAUGUUCCAGGUUUCUAAUCAGCCUCACAGGAAUUAGCUAUUAUUUUAAUAUUUGCUGACCUUUGAAGUUUAACACCUUAUAAGUAUGAGUCUUAAGGCCUAUAUUGCAUGUAUACCAAAGACUAGGCCUGCAUUGUUCUAAUGGUGUUGUUAUGGUGACAGUGGGUAUGUAGGCCCUUGUCAUAGUGAAUAUGGUUGGUUGGCCAGCCUGUUGUAUACGAUCCCAUUGUUCCGGUAGGGGUUAAAUACAGCAUGCUUCUAUGCCCUGCCAGGGACUGUCUGUCCUGUGCUCACAUAGACUACACUUCAUUGCAAUUAUUUUCUUGAAAGAUGAUUAAAUGUAACUUACGAGUAAAUCUGAUUUCCAAAUUUGAAUGCCUCUUGCAGAACUGGAAAAUAAUUUCCUGAAUUCGAUUACAUUUUGAGAUUUUAUUUUUGAAUUUUGAAUGAUUUAAUUUUUGCAUGAGUGUAGAUCUAUAAUCAAAUCAAAUGUAUAGCCCAUUGUGGCAUCUCUCAGGUUAACAAAAAUCAGGAUUGAUUUACACAUAUAACUAUAUAGAAAUACCUCUCUUGUACAUGGUACUGUGUGUUCCAUAUUAUAGAUUUAUGUAUUUUACCUUACCUGUAUUUACGAUGAUAUGUCAAUUGUGUACAUUGGUCUACUAGCAAGGCUAUGUGUAACCUUUUCUGCUUCCUAGAAGGCUAGGUUUAUUGAUAUUUAUGGCUUUUACUAGAUACUAGCUGUUUCUAUUCCCUGUGAGACAAACACUGUUAGAAAAGGGAAAGUGGUGUACAGAGACUUGAAGGAAGGACGGGGAUAUCCUUGUCUUACCAAGGGAGAUAACUAUGUUUGUAUCACAGGUGAGCUUGUGCAUUUACAUUCGUGAUACUUCAAGUAGCUCAGCGGUUCAAGUCUUGAAAAAUAUGCAUUUGUACAGUUAUGUGUAUUUGUGUUGUCUAGUAUGCUUCAUCGCGUGUUCCACAUCAUCAUCAUCUGUCAUAGUUUUUGUAGGUAGCUUGUGAUACAUCCAUAGGGCAUCAAUAGUGCUACAUGAUCAGUCUUGUUCUGGGGAACAAAGUGCACCAAUGUUCAGUGGGAGGUGAUACUGUUCAACAUAAUCAACAUGCAUUCAGCACCAUGAAACUUGAUUACUCACAAGUAAUGAAUUAGAUUUAAAAUCUAUUGAACUUCAUUCCUAGUCAAUUUGGACUUGAUUUUUUUUUUCAUCCAAAUCAAACUUUUUUCAAAAGUAGCACUUUCAACAGAAUGUCAAGAGUCUCAUGUCGUUUUUAUGUGACAAUAGAGCAAUCAGCAAGCCUUCGUUAAAUUGGAAGCUGUUCAUGAGAAUACGUUUGGUUGCAGCAAGUUGAUUAUUUAGGGCUUAAGGAAUACUGUUACAUCCUUGGACUUGGGCACCUGAAUCUAUAUACUUAUAUUAUGACGUACAUGAAUUUGAUUUCUUUUUUUAAUUUUGGACCUGUUACUUGAAGCAGUAUGACUGGAACAUUAGUAUGUUGGUAUGAUGGUUAAGGACGACUGUUGGACUGGUGUCUUUAUUUCACAGAACAAGCCUGUAUCUAUGAUUACGAGUUCAUUCAUGAUCAUUGUGUAUAUGUCAUCAAUAAUCACAUUGUACCUGCCUCAGAGUCAUUCACCUCUCAGUUGGUGUUCUCAGAACGCAUUAAGUCGAACAGUGGCUAUUCUCGCUGUCUAAUGAAUUCAGGGCGUGAUUGGAGCAUGGCCAAAUGUUUGUGAAUGAAAACCGGUGAAUGAGAGGUCUUUUAUAGGGCAGGCCCCCUUCAGUUGAUUUGUUACAGAAACCCUUGGAGGACAGGCUUUUGUUUUCCUUGUGUUCCAUCAACCUGAUAAUCCCAGUGGAUAGCUUAAGAAACGAGCUGAUUCAAAGAAAUGAAAUCAUCCUUUUUGUUUCAAUGUAUUUUAGGGUUUUUUCUAUAACCUGUGGUUACUUUGUUAGAGUUAUUGAAUAAUUGGGGUACAACCAAUGUGGGAACAUAUCUUGACACUGGUUCCUCUGAGAUUGUUUUGGUGUUUGUGAAACAACAGAUUUGUUAAUCAAUAUAUUUUGCCUUUUUUUUAAAUAUAACCUUUUGAUUACCCCCAGUAAUUUGAAGAAGUCUCUCCAGACCUGUUUAUUUUACGCAUUUUGUUUGGUUGAUUUUUAUUGAGUGAGAGAGAGUGGGUAAAUAUGUUUCCUUCAGCUGAACCAGCCUCAUGUUUUGAUGAAGCCAUGCAAAUUUGGUUUCUUGUUUUGCUCAUCAACCAUUUGGGAAAAAAAUAUGAUGGAAACCCUGACGAAAAACAAGCUGUGGCCCAAUUAACAGGCAGCUUCCUCAAAUAUUAUGUUUUAGUUUCAUUUGCAAGAGUGACAAGAUGAUUUCAAGGCAGCAGAUUUCUUCCCUCCUGCGUGUUUUGACAGUGACAACUGCCAAAAGGCCUUUGAUUAACUAUCUCUUUAAGCCAAACCGGCUAUUAGAUGUUCCAAAUUUCCCUCCAUGCUUUAAGAUUUUUAACAAAUGAAAUCUUUAAUGAUAUUAUCAACUUGAUCUUACAUGAUCAGUUCUAAAAAAUAGGGGAAAAGAUAAAAUAUUAAGUUUGUGACAGUUAAUUUUAUUCAUGUCAACUUGAAAUUUGAGUUGCAGUUUUUCGUUAAUCAUUGAAUUACUUUUGUCUAAAUUGAUAAAUUCCUGGCAAAGGUUUUGAACUUUGAAUUUUGUUUGGGUUGGUGCAGCUGAAGAUGAAUGACUGUGGGUGUUUUUUCAUGUUCAAUACUCAGUUAUUGUUUAUUUUCAGACAUGAGCAAUUUAUCAAUGUAUCAAAAUUGAAAUGCAUCAUGGCGCUGAUUUUGUUAAGAAAUUGAUUUGACAAGCGUUAUCAGUCCUAUCCAGGCUAGAUGACCUGAUAUGCCUGUCUCAACAUAUUCUACCAUGUGUCAUAUUCCUGUUAGAGGUUCUCAAAAACCAGAAAUCCUUGUAAGUCUAGUUCCGCUAGGACUCUAAAUGCAGACAGUUGAUUUUGAUCUCUGAAUAGCAAGAGGCAUUCAGAAAAAUAGUUGAUCCAAAACUGGAACUGAUUCAGAACUAAAAUUGUACAUUUGUGAAUUUUCUGAAACCAAAUUAUGACUUAAUUAGUUAUGAUUGUGUGAGUCAUGAGUGAGGUCAUGCUAGAGAGUGAUGUUAGCCUGUCAGCUUCAUUAGAUAUCAGUUGUAGAUGUAGACUGUGAGUUGUCAUGCUUCCUGUAUAGAGGCUUCUGUAGGCUGUCAUGCUUGUGCAAUCCAAUAGUGCUUUCUGUGUUCACAUAAUGUUUGUGUAGCUUAUUCAGCAUCUUGUCCCAUCAGUAAAGACAAUGGUCAUUGUUUGUUUCCAUAUUCGGCCUGAUUUGGUGACGACAACUACAACCACAGGCUUUGAUUUGUAUUGCUAUUGGCAUUGAAUAAUGAAGUAUUUUCUAAAUGGUCAGUUGGACCCGGUGACUUAUGAAAAUAUCUUGGUGUCAUGGGUGUUUUUCAAGGGUUGAGUUUAAAUUUUAUGAAAACAACCAUUGACCGGUGAAUGACCACCACUUUUUGCGGAAGAUCGGUGCCUGAAUGUGAUCUAUGACCUGUGAUCAGUGUCAGGAAGACGGAGGGACAACAUGUUUCGUUUAAUCAGAAUUCUUGACUUGAAUCCGUGUAUUGUAGUGGUAUACAUGCAUACUGGUACUAUAUAUAGUAUAUAUAGCUUGUACAGUUAUAACCUCACUCCUGGAUAUACCAGUGAAUUCUCCCAUCAUGUUAGGACUAUGCACUAAUGAGGAAGAGUCCAUUUGGAUUUGUGGGUGUUUGGGAGUUGAAGCUGUGGUUGCCAUAUUUGAGUAUAUGCUAGAUAUUGGUACAUUUACAAUGUAGUCGCGUAAGUGUGUUUGUCUUACAGAUUCUCUUGCCUAUGAUAUCGCACAACAUUUGCUCAGUAUACUAUGUUUCUUGUUGCGAUUCAAUGUAUUUUCAACUCUUUUGAAAAAUUGCAUUGUUUAAUUGUUCCUUGUUAAGCCUUCUCCAUGUUUGAAAUGUCAACAAUAUUUCUCUUUUAUUUCAAAUCCAUACAAGAACUGUUUUCCUCAAGCUCAUAGUCACAAUUACCGAAGUACUGCAAAAAAUCUAUCGUAGCCAUUUUGGUUUUAGAAGGGUUAUUGAAAUGAAUAUUUUAGAACCUUAUUUUCCUUCAUAAUAUAUGCCUUUGAUUAGUGUAUGUGAGCACUAUUGUGUGGUUACUUGUUCAGACUUCUGACCUUGCUCACAUUCAUGCUCAGCAGCAACUUACCAUUCAAGUUGGCAUUCAAGGGAAUGCUUGAGGAAAUCUGGUUUUGAAUCUUGUUUUUCUAUGGAUUUCUCCAUGUAUGUGUGUGUUCAAUGUUGCAUCUCAGGAGUACCAUUUUGGCUACAUAAUACACUCAUAAGACAUAAAAUCAAAUAAAUCAAGCUGUCAGUUUGAAGCCUCCAUACCCACAAAUGUCACUCCCUCCAUGCCUACCUUCUAUUGACAACCAUACUUCAGUCAGAUAUAGUUGAAGAGCCAAUCACAUUGUCAGUUGAUUUUCAGUUCACAAUUCAAAACGGGUACUAGGCAGUAAGUCAUUUAUUUGAUUUUGUGGUCUUGAACUUUCUGACGAGCUGGAACAUAUACAAGUGCUAUAGAACAUCCUCCAUACUUUGUAUGGGUUGUUUAUGUGAAUAUAUAUCCUGCACCAACUGGUGGUAUGGAGUUUCAGCUCGGACAUUUCUACUUUCAAAUUCUCAUAUUGAUGGAUGCAUUAAGCCAGCAUCAGACAAGUUGUGACAAGUCAGGGGCAGAGCUGAAGGAGUUGAUACUCAGUACAAAUGUCUUAUAUGAAUGUGAACAAGCAUUCUCCUAUACCAACAGCUGUGCAUGCCAUGUCUUUCAAGACAAUAUCAGCAAGUCAUCUCACGCUUUCCAUUCCUCCAGCUCAUUCUGAGUUUGGCCUUCCAUCCACCCUGCUUACACCCACUGCCUGAUGGCUUCCUCAUUCCAGCAGUGCCUCCAUGUUACCAAUGUCCUCCAGCACCUGCCCUGCCCUGCCCUGCCCUGCCCUGCCCCAUGCCCUGCCCUGCAGUCCAUAUCCUUGGCCUACACCUGUAACAAUCCUGUGUAUGUAACAUUUCAUCAAGAGCUGCCAGUCCAGUGAGUAAUGUGGCACCUGCCUCACCAUGACCUGUAAAGAAUCUGUUUAGACAACAUUUCCUCAAGAACUCCUAGCCCAGUCUCAAGUUAUCAAUCCUGCCCAUCCAUAUCACCGAAAGCCGUGUAUGGGCAAUGCUUCAGCUAGAGCUGCUUUUCCAGUCUCCUAUUCCCAACCUGCCCCUCUGUAUCGCCAGAGACCCUGUGUAGGCAAUGCUUCAGCUUGAGUCCCUGUUUCAGUGUCAUAUCCUGGUCUUGCUCACAUCACUCUGAUGCUGUGCUGUCAGCUUCCAUCCUUCCUUUUGUGGUAGUGUUCAUAUAGUGAAGUGAGUGCAUUCACUUUGGGGAGGUUCUGUUUGAUCCCAGUGCUGCCACCUGGUUGAAUUGAUGAGCACAUCUACAUACCUAUGUAAUGAUUACAUGUUUCGAAAUUGGUUGUUUUGCAAGAAAUAUCAUGUAAAGGAUACAUAUUACACUCAUUAUUGUUUUACUUGAAAAAUUAUAUUAAUUGCUGUUAAUUGGCAAGUUGAAAAAAAUUCCUCAAGCUACGUGGCAGCAUGGAAUCAAGGGAGAGAACUAGCCAGAUCUCUUGUUUAUUAUUUGACGUAUUAUGAAACGGGUGCCAUAGAUGUUAGGCAGCUUAUGCAUCAUCUCUGCCUUUCCUUAUUAUUUGUUGUUUCUUCUUAUUUACUAUGUUUGUGUGUGCUUGAUUUGCUGCCAAUACGUCUCAUCUUGUAAUGGGGACCAUGUUUGGCUACUUACGAAAUUAGGCCUCAUUGAAAGCUCUCUUCUGUCUUAACACUGCUGACUUUAAUUCUGUAUUUAUGAAACAAUUCAGGGAUGAUAUGAUUGACUUGAAGUCACCAGUAUUUGGUCAGUGUUUUUGGUAUUUAUUGUUUUGCAGCUAUUGACAGCAAAUCAAGCUUAUAUUGUACACCUUGUAGUUUUGUGUGCUUCACUAUUAUUUUGUCCUCAAAAACAUGAGGUUCUACACAUGCUUUGCAAGGAACAUUAAGAUCAGGAAAAUCUGAACUCAGAAAUUAUCAUUAUAUAUAGGUAUAAAACUCACCAAAUUGGAUCUGGUAUUAAUUGGAUAUGCAGAAAUGAAUAUAUUUUAAGCCGUGCUGUUGAGCUGAAAUGAAAAUAAGGAUUUAAUCAGGAAAUUUAAUCAGAACUUCGUGUUUUUGACAAACGUAACAUUCUGUACUUAAAGGGCAUUCAACCUGUAAAUCUAAUGGUGAUGGUUGUCAAUUGUGCUUCUGUUUCAUUCAGUGGAUGAGGGUAACUCAUACAUUGAUAUGCUUAACAAAUAUGUACAAUCAUGAAAUCACAAUACUAGUAUGUGCUUUCAGUGAUGUGCCCUUUUGGUGCAGAUAUGUUAAUUGUUACCUUAAUUAGAGUGAUUGUAUAUAAUUUAAAUUCAAAGUAUGCAUUCUUAUGUGUGGAUAUAUCAAGAAAGAUAAGACUGUUGUCUGAAUUCAGCUGACGUGUAGUAAUUCUUUCGGAGUCUACCUCAUGUUACUACUUCAGGGUGUGCACGGGCAGUUGUUUCAGGUUUCAACAGGGAAAAGAUAGGGACUAGUUGACAACCUUGUCACAUCCCUCCUUUGAUGAAUUUUAUUAUUGAAUGUCACUCUUAGUUUUAUAUAGGUUUUAGUUUGUAUUACUCUUAGGGAUCAGCUAACAUUGUAGUUUUUAAUAUUGUUAUUACUCUGAUAAAUGUGCAUUUUGCUGCCUCACUCGGUAUUUACAUUUAUUGUUACUUGUAAUAGUUAACAACAUAAAGUUACUCUUAACCAUC
This is a messenger RNA of Haliotis rubra (blacklip abalone), 13485 nucleotides long. RefSeq names its product zinc finger protein 227-like. Gene Ontology annotation, cellular component: nucleus. Gene Ontology annotation, molecular function: RNA polymerase II cis-regulatory region sequence-specific DNA binding; DNA-binding transcription factor activity, RNA polymerase II-specific. The record is from RefSeq and is a predicted model, not a curated record. NCBI's taxonomy places the organism in Eukaryota, Metazoa, Mollusca, Gastropoda, Lepetellida, Haliotidae. The transcript is spliced from 3 exons. The coding region runs from base 260 to 1717 and encodes 485 amino acids. Gene Ontology annotation, biological process: regulation of transcription by RNA polymerase II.